GGGAAAUGAUAUGGUGACGUUAAAAACUGGUGACAUGCGCUGCUAUUAUUCGGAAACAUAUGAUAAUCUAAAGAUGUUCCCAAGCCCACAGUCACACGAUCCUCGCCGGUAUUUUCCCUGGUUCUGCCCAUGUUUCCUUAAUGACUCAGUGCUACGUGGGAGGAUGCCUUUGAUCUGAGUUAACGUCAGGAGGAGGGCUGGGCAAAGAGAUGCAGAAAUGAAUAAAAAGCCAUCUGGGCAUGUUGCAACAUAUCCCAAGAAAACAGCCUAGCACAGAUUGGAGGAGAGGGAAGAGAGAGAGAGAGAGAGGGAGAGAGAGAGAGAGCAAUGAACUAGAAAGAGCCAUCAUCCCAAGUUCUUAGCACAGCUAACAUUUAGACUGAAAGGGGAGUCUGGGUCAAACAGCAUGCCUGAAAUGAAUGGUCAAACCAUCCUAAAGGAAGGGUUGUUGGAGAAAAGGAGCGACGGCUUGCUGCAGUUGUGGAAAAGGAAAAACUGCGUCCUGACAGAUGAGGGGCUGUGCAUCUACGAGCCGAAGACAAGUCGGUCGAAAUGCAAGGUGCUGCCCUUCGACAACAUGAAGACGGUGGAUUGCGUGGAGAGGAAAGGCAGAUAUGUCUACUUCACCAUCGUGAUGGCCGAUAGCAAGGAAAUUGACUUCAGGUGCCUGGAAGACACGACGUGGAAUGCGGAGAUCACCCUGGGGAUGGUGCAGUUUAAAAACCGCCAGGCGAUCCAGUCGGUGAAAUCCAGACAGUUGGCGCACAUCUGCACGCCAACAGCCAUCAGUACAAUGUCUUGAUCCAAAGACACGGAGGUAUCAUUGAUAUGCAAAAGCAAUGAACAAAUCUUGACCUGCAACCAAACAAUGCUGAAUGGGACAGGAUUAAUUUUGUGUCUGCAUCCAUCGCAAGAAUACACAUCAAUUCAACCAAAUGACAAUCAUGACUUGAAAUGGAUGUAUUUUCAUGAGAAGGACUGUAUUAUAAUAAUCUAGAGACCAGAUUCAUUAUUCACAAUAUGCUUCUCAGUCUUAAUUUUUCUAUUCUUAUUUAUUAAAUGACCAAUACUCACUGUAGGAAUGACUUCAUGAAAGUCAUGCAUAAUGCAUUGUAAAUUACUGAUGCCUACUUUAUUUAUUGAGAUAUAUUGUCUUUUCAAUGCUUGACAUUGUGGUUUUACUCUGCCAAAUGGGAAACCUUGUAAUCUGUAUGAAGAUUGUUUUUGUCUGUUAACCUGUAAAUAAAAAUAAUGAUGAACAUGAA
Carcharodon carcharias (great white shark) is the source of this 1265-nucleotide messenger RNA. RefSeq names its product pleckstrin homology-like domain family A member 2. The transcript is spliced from 2 exons. Gene Ontology annotation, molecular function: phosphatidylinositol phosphate binding. The record is from RefSeq and is a predicted model, not a curated record. The coding region runs from base 407 to 802 and encodes 131 amino acids. NCBI's taxonomy places the organism in Eukaryota, Metazoa, Chordata, Chondrichthyes, Lamniformes, Lamnidae. Gene Ontology annotation, biological process: positive regulation of apoptotic process.